This is a messenger RNA of Aplosporella prunicola CBS 121167, 1113 nucleotides long. RefSeq lists its product as uncharacterized. The transcript has a single exon. The record is from RefSeq and is a predicted model, not a curated record. The coding region runs from base 147 to 653 and encodes 168 amino acids. Lineage: Eukaryota; Fungi; Ascomycota; Dothideomycetes; Botryosphaeriales; Aplosporellaceae.
AGUAGCUGCGUUAAGGAAUUAAGUCUCUGCACAAGUGAGCGUGUGAGCGAAAGUCAACUGGCUGAACAUGUGUCGUGGUAACGUUAUUGCGAAACAACAUCCGCAUUGUCUUACCAACUUCCCGGUAGGGUCGACGCGACGCAACGAUGGCAAGAAGGGUCGCGAUGAUGCGCGUGAAGGGUAAAGCAAGCGGAACAGAGCGGAGCGGAGUGGUCUCGCUGAUGCAGCGACUGGCAUGGCGUGCGGAGCAGAGAGUCGCGGAGGUACGUGUGGAGAAAGUGAGAGUCGUCGCGCCGGACCCGGGCACCUGCCCGCCCGACUCGCGGGUGGAAAAACACGGCGGUCGGCCGGCGCACCAUCUCGCACGACGCGACCUACCUAGAACACCUACCGUCGCGUCUGCGUCCCAGAUUCUUCGUUCAUUGCACUCCAACUUUCUUGCGGCUUCAGCUCCUCCAGAGCUGAAGCAUCCGCUUCUCUUCUCCUCCGCUCCACUCCGCCGUAAUCAUCGACGGCCCCGCCCCCGCCUCCGCACCCGCCUGGCCCACAUCGCGAAUCCUUCGCGACGCGUCCCACGCGUCUUGUCGACAAACACGGUCUUACCUAUCAACUGCAGCCAUGGAGGUAACGCGACCUCCCACAAGACCAGCUGAUGGCGAUUUGCAGGAGCCGGUCACCAAGCGGGAAAAAUCAGCCUCGCAUCUUGACAGUCUCCCGGAGGAGCUACUGGACAAUAUCGUCGAACGCUUGGACAACAAAGCACUCGGCUGCAUGAUACCCGUGUCGCGGAAGUUUCGACGAAUUGCUGAAUCGCACAGAUACCGGAGCUACUUUGACGAAAGGCAGGAACAUUCCCUUAGCUUGCUGUUAUUCCUCCGGAAAUUAAUUCAGCGUCCGGACCUUGCCGCAAUGAUACGCCGCGUCACCCUCUCCGGAUUUCGGCGUACAAGAAGUUUAUGGGACGAUUUACGUCCUCGAAUGACAACCCCGGAGAGAGAAAAUAUGCAAAGACUCUUCGACAAAGCCGCGAAGGACGUGUCGAUUGGAAUGCGACUCAAGCUGGCGCAAGGUGAAGAUAGUGCUUUCGUGGCGCUGUUUUUUUUUUUUUUUUUU